Oxyura jamaicensis (ruddy duck) is the source of this 3298-nucleotide messenger RNA. It is a transcript of the gene HEBP2, whose product is annotated as heme binding protein 2. Bases 167 to 718 code for a protein of 183 amino acids. The record is from RefSeq and is a predicted model, not a curated record. Lineage: Eukaryota; Metazoa; Chordata; Aves; Anseriformes; Anatidae. Gene Ontology annotation, cellular component: cytoplasm. The transcript is spliced from 5 exons.
ACAACGUCUGGUUUUCAUAAGAGCAUCUCCCUCCAGUAGGGCUGAGGCAUGGGCGGGGUUUGAUCGAACUAAAAUAAACACCGACAUGCAGCAUCUGCUAUGUGCAGCCUCAGAAGGACAGACUAAUAGUUAAGACGACAGCUUAUUCACCAAAACCUCCACCAAGAUGAUCAAAUCCUUCAAGCAAACAUUUCUGUCCCUGGACCUGCAGUCCCCUCGGUGGAACCCAGCAGAGACAACGGCAAAGGAUUAUGAACUGCGCCAGUAUGAAACAGCUAAAUGGGUCAGCACUGUCAUCAGAGGAGAGACCCAGAAAGAAGCAUUGCGCCAGGGCUUCUGGAAACUCUUCCACUACAUCCAAGGGAAGAACGAGAAAGAGAUGAAGAUUGAUAUGACUGUGCCAGUGACAUGUCUGGUAAAGCGUGGCUGUGCAGACUUCAAGGUCUCUUUCUUUGUGCCAUUUGAACAUCAGGACUCGCCCCCCCAGCCCACAGACACAGAUGUGUUCAUCGAGGAGCGGAAGGCAGCAGCCGUCUUUGUCCGGUCCUUCAGUGGAUUUGCCUCAACAGAGAAAUAUGCUGAGGAAGCUGAAGUCUUGGCCAAAAUCUUAAGAAACAGAGGCCAAGCAUUCCAUGAAGAUUUCUUCUACACUGCAGGCUAUGACAGUCCCUUCAAACUCUUCAACAGGCACAAUGAAGUGUGGUAUUUUAAGAAGUAAUGCAGGGGGAACAAUACUAAGAGGCUACUAACCAGUUCUGAAUGAAAACAGGCCUUAUUAAUGGCUUUUGCUUUAGUGCAGAAGAAACUUAAUUUGCACAUGAACACAGGAACAUCUCUAAUUCAUUUUAUCUAGGAUGAAAAACUGUUCUGCCUAAGACUUCAAUUCUCCUACAUAGAUGUAAUUGAAGUUUAAGUAGCUCACACAAGCUGAGUUGUGAGGGAGAUGAAACUUAAUUUUGUUCCUCAUACUAGAAAACUCUUGGUAACACUAAUUAUCUGAAAACAUUCCUGCACCAAGUUUUUUAUGUCUGAUUUUACUUAUUAGAAUUGCCACAGUAAUAGUUCAAGUGGCAGAAGAAAGAAACCUGGCACUAAUUAGCUUUGGGAAAAAGUCAUUCCUUAGCAGGCCCCAGUGCCACCUAAGUGCCUGUAUUUCAUAGGAUUAUCAAAAUCUCCCUCCUCUGCUUAUAGCUUUCUGUCUCAUGGAGGCUGGAUGCUAUCCCUCCUCCAGAAUAAUACUCAAUGCAGUGGAAGCAUGUCAGAAUACAAGCUAUUCUGUGAAAGUCUAUUGUUGCUCCAUUAUAGACUGUUUCCAUGCUGCUUCCAUAGUGGGUGUUUUUGAGCAGUAUUUUAUCUUUUGGAAUUACCUGACUAAAAAGCUCUUAGAAGUUGCAUCAGCCACUAUGGGUCUUGGAAUGAGCUAGUAUCAGCACUUCAGCAGGCUUCAGUCUCAACAACAGCAAAGCCCUCCAGGUAGUUGCAGUUCAAUGAAGCACCAGGUUUUUUGAAAUCUGAACUGCUGAAAUUAGCAUAAUUAAGUCAUGUACUACCAGACAUACCAGUUUAGAACCAAAUAUGCAAAUCAUGUUUAGCUCCCACCUAUAACACACUAAUUGUACAGUGCUCAUGUUAACUUCAGUCUGCUCUAACACUGGCAAUAGCUGCACACCCUCUACACUAAAGGACACUUGCAGGACUAGCAUUACCUAAAACUAGUUUGGUCCCUGCCCUUAAGUCAAGCAUUUGAAGCUUUUACAAAAUAGCCUAGAGCUAGUUUACAGCAAGCUCUUUAAGUCAGAAAGCAGUUCACAACAACAGGCAGAGUUUACAAAAUUUUAUUGGUUCCAAUCGGUGUAUGAGGCAAAUGUUGCCAUUGCAAAGUCUUGGCUUUCUAAUGCUGUUCUUGCAAGUGUAAGCCAUUAUUCUGGAAUCUUCCACCUAUUAAGUACAGCAUAAGAACUGUGAUAAGGCACCAAACCAGCACAAGAAGCUGACUGGAACAGCUCAGACCUUAGAUUUUCAUCUCUGUUCAGUGAGAGAGUUCAAGCUAAGGUUGUAAUCAUCAUUUGUUCCAGCAACUAAGUUUUAUUACUACAGUUACACUCACCUUUCUCAUGUUAGUUUCAAAGUUGCCUCCUCACCUAAAGAAAGAAAACGCAGUUAACAAGCAGUGGCCCAACUAUUAGAAGUUCCUCUCAGCAGUUGUGUAGCCUCAGAAAGAAUGGAACGGAAGUGGUAAUAUCACAGUAACUCAUCUGGCAGAAUCAAGUUUCAUCAGUGGCUACAAGAAUUCCCUAAAUUUAAGGAAGAAUUCGCUGUGUGAUCUUACCCAGUGAGGCAGCAGACAACAGUUCUUUCCUAAGGAAGAGAGAAAAUGGUUUCAGAAUAAGGUAUCACUAUAUGCAACUUUACAUACAAAUUAAUCUUAACCCAUAACAAGGCUGCAUUUUGGCCAACUGACAACUUCAACAUGUAACAUUCAAAUAAAAUAUAAAAACUUAAAUCUUAAAUUGGCCAUACAGAACAUCAGAAGAACCACAAAAAAAGGUUGGCUAUACUUAUGAUACUGCCCCUCCCCAGACAGAGAUUCUGUUGGAAUGAGUUAUGAUACCUAAAAUACGAGUGCCAUAAAGGACAGGUUUUUGAGAUGAGCUUAAAUAGGUAACUUACUGUAGGUGAGAAUGGGUCUAGUGGAGAAGUACAGUCUACAACUUCAACUUGAACCGGAAUGUGUACACUUAACAAAACCACAACUGCCACUACUCAAGUGAUUUUUGCCAACUACAGGAUAUCACAUUGUGUUUUUUUCUUUAAAUUCAGGAGUGCUACAGUGUUACACUGUCAGUUCAUAAAACAGCCAGAUGCAUCAGGUAAGAGUUAGGAUAGGAGUUGUAUGGUUGCCACUGUACAGCACUCUGCUGUAUUAUCAACAUUUUACAUGUUUAAGCAGUUUCCACCAAUUCAUUUUUUACUAUUUCUAUUGUGUGAAUACAAAAGAAUAAAAAGUUUUAGUCAUGGAGGCCAGUUUGUAUGAACAAGAGAUGUGAACUCUACAUUAAGUUUGCCAGUGACUAUAGUUUAGGAAUUGUCAGGAUACCAAAGCUGCCAGAAAAACUCCUAUAGAAGUUCAUUCUUGCUCCAUGCACAUCAUUUAUAUUCCCACAAUAGCUGGGAGUGGAAGACUCACAAUAAAAGCAGCAUAACUGAUUAUGUACUGAUGUUAUGUACCUAACAUAAUGGAAAUAUUCCAGAAAUUACUGGACCACCAUGAUCAAUAAAAUGUUCUAUUUUACACUUA